Messenger RNA from Staurois parvus, 504 nucleotides. NCBI's taxonomy places the organism in Eukaryota, Metazoa, Chordata, Amphibia, Anura, Ranidae. The record is from the annotation of a GenBank genome assembly.
AUGGAAGAUAACGGCACCUACCGCUGCGAGAUAAAUCUUCCCAAUGAUCGCUCCGGGACCCGCCAGGCAAAAAUGGAUCUCCUAGUGUUAGUGCUCCCAUCAAAACCGGAUUGUGCCAUUGUUGGUACUGCAGAGAUUGGGCAGGCCAUCCAACUGACCUGUGCUUCCAAAGAGGGGUCUCCUGUACCCCAGUAUACCUGGCAGAUCUUCUCCCCACAGAACACCCUGCGAACCUUGCCAGCAACUGCAACCAUAGAAGGAGGUGUUUUGUCCCUUAAGAACAUAUCUACGGAGACCUCCGGAUUCUUUAUUUGCACAUCCACCAAUAAAAUUGGACAGGAUUCCUGCAACAUGACACUAUCAGUAAUGCAACCGUCUAUGAACAUCGCCCUCUAUGCUGGUGUGAUUGGAGGAAGCCUGGCUGGGAUCAUAGUCAUCGGUAUCAUCGCUUACUGCUGUUGCUGCCGUGAUAGAGAAGAGAAGGAAGAUUAUGAGAUGGCGUAA